UAUCCCCCCGGAAGCUAAAAAUCAUGUGUAAUGAACACAAAGAUGAGUGUGUCAAAUUCCUGUGCAAAGACUGCAAGAAACUCACCUGCCAAACCUGUUGUAUUAUCUAUCACAGAAAAUGUGAGUCAGUUGUCACACUUGAGUCGGAAUUGCCUGCUUUAAAAUCCAAGCUGCUGAAUGACAAGGAAACCUACGACAGAAACAAAUUCUUAUUGAAAAGAAGCUCGAUACAGUUAAAUCGAAUGUCAUGACUGAGAAAGAUCGAUAUGUCCAAAUGGAAUCGAAGAUCAAGUCCUCCGGAAGAAAGGCGAGGGAAACAAUCACUCUCAAGGAAAAUGAAGACACGUCUAUGGCAACGUCCCAGAAACUGGAGGAACAUUUCCUCACAUGCACCAUAUGCACCGAGGUGUUUGACAAUCCGUGCACACUUGUGUGUUAUCACACAUUCUGUCGGAAAUGUGUCGUCGACUACACCAAAACCAAACCCGAAGCCAUCAGUGCCAAGUCUCUUCUGUGUCCAUUCUGCAGCAAGAUGACGAAAGUGUGUGAUCCUGACAGACCAGUGGAGGAAUGGGCGGAUGAUGUCAAGCCAAGCUUUGUCAUCCAGGGACUGUUGGACUCCUUUGGUCCUGGAUCUAAAGAUCCAACAAACUGCACCUGGUGUCAUGCAGAAGGGGAGACAACUCCUGCAUCUGUAUGGUGCUCGGUGUGUGACGAAUCCAUGUGUGACCGGUGUGCUAGAAUACACAAACGUCUGCCAUCCACUCGUCACCAUGACGUAAUUGAUCUUUCUGGAGAGAUGAAUAUCCCCCGGAAGCUAAAAAUCAUGUGUAAUAACCACAAGGAUGAAUGCGUCAAAUUCCUGUGUAAAGAUUGCAAGAAACUCACCUGCCAAACCUGUUGUAUUAUCUAUCACAGAAAAUGUGAGUCAGUUGUCACACUAGAGUCGGAAUUGCCUGCUUUAAAAUCCAAGCUGCUGAAUGAGAAGGAAAACCUACGACAGAAACAAAUCCUGAUUGAAAAGAAAGUCGAUACAGUUAAAUCGAAUGUCAUCACUGAGAAAGAUCGAUAUGUCCAAAUGGAAUCGAAGAUCAAGUCUUCCGGAAGAAAGGCAAGGGAAACAAUCACUCUUAAGGAAAAUAAACUUUUAGAUGAACUGAAAGAAAUCUCAGAAAGGCAUAUUGAACAGUUGAACGCCGACAUUAAGUCAGGGGAGAUAUCAGUACAGAUGUACCGACAACAGGCUGAGCUGAUUGACCAGACUCUACAAUCUGAGUGUGACAUGGAUGUGUAUGAGAUGUAUCAGGGAUGUGAUGCUGGUGAUGUGGAGGAUGUCGGACACACAGACUUGAAGGAGAAGGGAAGAAUAGCCAGGAUCACGUUCAGACAGGACUCGGACAAGCUGAGUAGAGCAGUGGACGAUCUACAGCUGGGUGAGAUAGACGUUCUGUAUGAGGGUGUGUUGGACCUGGCAGCUACACCUGUGUUACGAGACACGAUGGACGUCACUGUAGCAGGAGAUCAACAUGAUGCAAGGCCUCUUGACGUGACAGCGCUAGUGAUACAUGGUACAUAUACAGUUGUAACCACAGAUAAAAGGAACAUGAGUGUAAAGUCUUUCUAUACCAGAGAUAAUCAGUUAUGCCAUAGCAAGCUCAGACUGGAUAGUCAACCGUGGGGUCUGACAAAGUUACAACACAAUCAAGUGGCUGUCACCGUUCAGAAUAAAACAAUCAUAUCGGUUGAAGUCAACCCUGAGCUGGUGCUGCUGUCAACCAUCACAACAAACAAACAGUACUUUGGUAUAACAUCCCUGACCCCAUCAACAUUCGCAGCAGGUUCCCUGUCUCCUCCGUGUGUGGAUAUUCUGGACAUGACAGGAAACGUGCUGAGGUCAGUCAGCCCACUCUCUAGUGGAACGAAGAUCCUGAAUAGUCCUUACUUUCUCUGCACCUCAAGAACAGGAAACAUUCUUGUGUCCGACUGGUGUACUUACUGUGUCUUGUGCCUGACACCUGAAGGGAACGUUGUGUUCACCUACCCCCCGACAGGACACACAACACAGGUGCAUCCUCUGGGCAUCACAAGUACCAACACAGGUGACAUUCUGGUUGCUUUCAACUCUCAGAAUAAUGUGGUUCAUCUGACUGAGUCAGGCCAGUUUGUUAGGAACUUACUUACAGCAGGUGACGGUGUCGAUCAUCCGCACGGUGUUUGUGCAGAUGGACGUGACCAUGUGUAUGUUUGUAAUUUCUACUCAGGUAACAUCAAAGUAUUCAAGUAAAGCGACACAGAACAGAUAACUGGUUCAGACAAAAAACAUAUUCCACCUGUAAAUGUGGUAAUUAACAAACAACAAUCUUUGACAGAUGCACAUGGACCAUAAUUGAUUUGUAGACAUCUACACAUACUCUACUUUAACACAGGCUGUUCCGAGCCAGUACAGUUUCUUCUCUGCUUGCCAACAAACUUACCAUCACAAGUACGCAGCCAACAAUCAAAGAUUAAGUUAUUAACUACUGAUAUUAUUUUCUAGACGUCUCCACUUUCUGGCACUGAAAUUAAUUUUGAAAAUAUCAGCAUAACUGCAAAUGUAUGUUUGAACACAGAAACAUACUACUACAUUCUAUCAUAUUAAUGGACGCAUAUCAACAUUAAUAGAUUGGUUUAAUGUCUUGAUUUUAGUGUACUCUGUUGUCAUGUGUUAAAUGAGCGUUUUAUGAGUGCGUCAUUCCACACAUACGGAACUGAAUAUCUUUGUGUACAUUUGGCUUUCCGAAUACGUAUUUGUACAUUUGGCUUAGAAACAAUAUCAUUAGAAUACAGUUAGCAUCAAGAUGUGAUCCAAAUGAGAUGUGUUAAAAAUCACACGCCAGACAACAAUAAACACCAAUGUUGAGUCUUCA
Molecule: messenger RNA, 2906 nt
Organism: Haliotis rubra (blacklip abalone)
Lineage: Eukaryota; Metazoa; Mollusca; Gastropoda; Lepetellida; Haliotidae
Product: tripartite motif-containing protein 2-like
Exons: 5
Coding region: 248-2284 (678 amino acids)
Molecular function (GO): zinc ion binding; protein binding
Source: RefSeq, a predicted model, not a curated record